Messenger RNA from Durio zibethinus, 1032 nucleotides. Its product is annotated as protein LURP-one-related 15-like. The record is from RefSeq and is a predicted model, not a curated record. NCBI's taxonomy places the organism in Eukaryota, Viridiplantae, Streptophyta, Magnoliopsida, Malvales, Malvaceae.
AUGGAUCUGGCUAAGAGUGGUGUUUUGAAUGAAGAGAUGAGAAGAAAGUCACAAGUAUUGUGGUCUAAAAGGGCGUAUAAAAAGUAUUGUCGAAAGUUGAAAAGUGACAACAAUAGUGACAAAGAUAAAGAAAAGAAGAAUGAUGAUCGUAAUGAUGCUGAUAAAGUUGUUACUAUCACAGAUGACUUCCUUAUUUUAUAUGAUGAUAAUAUUGUUAAUCUUACAUACCAUGAGACUAGUUGGAAUUCUGAUCAAAAACCCAAAAAAACAAAAGAAAAUUUCAAAUUCUCUCUGAAAUUUUGGAUAAUAAAUUCAAUGGCAGCAAUAGGAGGAAACCUGCCAGUGCCAGCACCGGCCAAUGCCUAUACGCCGGUGGCUAACCCCAUUGUGGUGAUUGGAGAACAGUUCCUAGCCACAUACCCCGUGGAACUUAAAAUACAACAGAAAGUAUUUACACUUGCAGAAAAUAACUUUAAUAUUACCGACGUUAAUGGUAACCCUAUUUUCAAGGUUAAAGGUAAACUGUUCAGCCUUCGUGAUCGUCGCGUUUUACUUGACGCCGCUGGAAAUCCUCUCGUCUCUCUCAAACAGAAGAUAUUGACAGUACAUAGGAGAUGGCAAGUUUUUAAAGGAGAAAGCAACAGCUCCGAUGAUUUGCUAUUCAGUGUGAAGAAAUCUUCUAUGCUCCAAUUCAAGACAACAUUAGACGUUUUCUUGGCAUCCAAUACCAGUGAAUCACAGCCUGAUUUCAGGAUCAAAGGGGGCUGGCAUGAGAGCAGUUGCACUAUUUAUGCUGGAGACACCAUAAUUGCAGAGAUGCAUAGAAAACACAACGUGAAAACCAUGGUAUUUGACACAGACACUUAUGGAGUUACUGCAUACCCUAAUGUUGAUUACGCAUUCAUUGUUGCUCUGGUGGUUGUUCUUGAUGAAAUCAAUGCUGAUCGUAGCGGCGAGGACUGAACAUACAACACCACUAUCCUCCUCCCUUUGUGAGGAAACCUUGCUGUAUAUGUAUCCACAUAUCAUUAU